UACAACAAUCGGACAAUUAUUUAGGGAUUGGUCACACUGUGUGGUUCCCCGUAUUCAAUCACAAUUAAAAACAAUUGAAAGUGAAUCAAUUCAUCAUUGACUUUUUUUCUACAGAAAAACUCACGAGUAUAAUUUCUAUUAUCGGUUUUGCGAACAGUAUUCGCUUUGUUAUUUCUUAUGACUAUAUAAUUACAUUAAACGAGGUUUUGUCAUCAUCGUUUAUUUCGUAAUAGCGAACAUUCACAUAGUGUAUCAAGAUGUCAAUAACAAUUAAGGGCUGGAAGGAUACACUAUUCAGUAAUGUAGUCUAUAAACACUUAAGAUACCUGGGAUAUUUCAUCGUGUCUCAUUACAUGACAGUAUUAUUAAACAUGCAUUUAAUCGAAUAUGAAUACAACGAGUCAUGGCUUGUACCUGGUCCAAUAGUUGAAUAUUUCAGUAAUAUUAAUACAAUAACAGUACUAACUGGAGAUAAGGUACAAGUUAAUGUUCCAGAAAUAGUUAUUCCACAGUUCACAGUGCCUAAAGAAGAGAAUAACGCUGAGAUCCCACCAGGAAACUUUGGCCGUUUAACAGCUGAAAAUCAUAAUGUUUAUGAAUGUUAUGUUUCCCCUUAUACAACAAGGCAAUUAGUUCAACAAACAGGAAACCAAUACUUUGGAUCUUGGAACCCAUUACCUGUUGGCGCAUAUCCAGGUGGUACCAUCCCCAACAAAAAUUUAUUGGGUUAUGCAGAACCAGAAAAACUUCAUCCAGAGAUGGUAUCAAUACUAAAGCAAUAUGAAUUUCCUAAUACUAACGAUAUGCAAGGAAGACUUCAAAUUAGUGCUGCAAUUGAUGAAUGACAUAAGUCAUGCUCUAAAGAUACUUGGAAACCGCUACCACAUAGUACCCUUUUAUAUUACAAAAGAAAAGAGUACACAGAAGACAGAGAACCUUUUAGGUGUUACGAAGGUGUCAACUAUUCUAUAUGGCAUAUAUACUCACAAUACUCAAAUUUCAAAAAUUGUAGGAGACAUAUUUAGUCCAUAUGCAUUAAAAUCUAUGUCAGUGAAAAUGAGUAUGUUGUAUGGUUUCAAGCAUUUGCAGACAUCUGUGAUACCUGAGUUCUGUUAUACUAAACCUAAUGGUGAAGCACCAGAUGGUUGGGAACAUUCUAUUAAUCACAAUUUUAAUAUGAAGGAACCAUUUCAAACAACCAUGUACCCAGACUAUUCACACUUGCGAGAUGAGUACCAGAUUGCAAGUUUCCCAAAGAGUUAUAAAACAGAUUCUAUAAAUGAUUGGAUAAAAAGUUAUGGAUAAUUAAUAUAAUUAAUAUAUUAAAAUAAUCACAAUAGUAUUACUCUCAGUGAAAUUAUGUUUUAUUUUAUAAACUAAACAAAGGAUGUAUGAACAAAAUGGUUUGAAUAAUUAUUUUUUUAUUUGAAAACUUAACUUUUAUAUUAUCUUAUUCUUGUCUUAUCAUUAAGGGUGCUUUAUUAUCAUUUUAUUGUCAAUUAUGCUUUUAUUAUAAAAAUAUAUUAUUGGAGUUAGCUGGCAGACACGCACACCAAGACUGCCUGACCCGUGAUUACGACACGACAAGCGAAUGUCAAAUAGUAUUUUUGAGGUUGAUAAAGGUUUCUCCGUAAAUUUCUAAAAAUAUUGUAUUUUAUUUUUUUGUAUUACAAAUUUAAAUUUCGAACGAAAUAAAGAAUACAAAAUAGUGUCUUAUGUCGUAAUCUGAAUCCUGUUUUAGUAAUCUUGAAAAUGUAAUCGAAAUUCGAAAUUAAAUUGAAAUUGAAAUUCAUCAUAAUAUAUCAAAAUCAAAAUCAUUACAAUUAUGAAUAUUAAUUAUCUUAUAUCGUAUUUUUGUAGUUAUUUUUAACAACGUAUGGAGACGUCGUAUGCUGACGUCGAGAUGAAUUCAACGGUGUAUUAUACUAUGACCUGAAUUACCUCAAACUCGAAAAUUGUGUGCAAACGUAAUGUUAGUGAAAAAGUAUUUCUUAUAAAGUAAAUCAGGUUGCAUCAGAUGUUCGAACUACAAUCCUGUAUACCAGAGUUUUCUAAACUUCUAUAAAUUCUACAAAUUAAAUAAAUUGUUACUAAUGAUUAUUAGAUAAGAGUUUCGCCCACUUCUGCGCAAAUUUGCCAAUACAUGUUUGAAAAUAAACUAGGGGAAUGUAGUUUUUUCCGGCACGAAAGAUCCGACGGUGUUUUUCGUUAAUAAUUGAACGAUCAAACGAACUGGUGAAGUUCGAUCGCAAUUAUAUGUAGUGCCUCGUUCGAAUAUAUUACAACAUGUAGUUCCCCCCUCUCCCCGACAUUGGUCACAGCGAUUUUAUAGAAAAAACAAAAGAUGGCAUGUGCCGUGCCCACGAAGCACACGCCAACCAUCGACGCUCAUUCGUUCAGGGCUAUCAAAAAAUUGUUGUUAAUAGGGGUUGGGAAAGAAAAUCAAACCAAAAUAGGGUGGGUUACUACAUAUAAUUGCGAUCGAACUUCACCAGUUCGUUUGAUCGUUCAAUUAUAUUUCGGCCUCGUUCUUAAUAUUACAACAUGUAGAUGUUUAGAGCAAACAAUUUUUUGAUACAACACUUGUA
Messenger RNA from Hylaeus volcanicus, 2588 nucleotides. RefSeq lists its product as uncharacterized. NCBI's taxonomy places the organism in Eukaryota, Metazoa, Arthropoda, Insecta, Hymenoptera, Colletidae. The transcript has 2 exons. Bases 258 to 845 code for a protein of 195 amino acids. The record is from RefSeq and is a predicted model, not a curated record.